Molecule: messenger RNA, 545 nt
Organism: Alosa alosa (allis shad)
Lineage: Eukaryota; Metazoa; Chordata; Actinopteri; Clupeiformes; Clupeidae
Gene: mcrip1
Product: MAPK regulated corepressor interacting protein 1
Exons: 4
Coding region: 201-545 (114 amino acids)
Source: RefSeq, a predicted model, not a curated record
UUUGUUUCCGUUUUGCUAACCCGGAACUGUCUGGUUGGCAUAGGCAACGUCGCUUCGGCCAAAGAAGGCCUACAUUUUUACCAUUUUAAGAGAAGAAAUAUACCAAUAAAGAGAAACAAGUGCAGAGAAGGAGCAAGAGUUGGUUCCACCCAGAAAACGUCAGUAGAAGAGUAGAGGGCCAGAGACAUCCUGAAAACAGAAUGACAAGCUCAUCUACUCCCCGCAUGGUGAACACGUACAAGCGGACGUCCAGCCCGCGGUCCCCCACCAACAGCGGCGAGCUCUACACACCGGCACACGAGGAGAACGUCCGCUUCAUCCACGACACCUGGAUGUGUGUCCUGAAAGAGAUCAAAUCGCCGCAGAAUGAGCGCAACGAACGCGGGCCGCAGGAGUAUGUGGAGAAGAACCCAAACCCCAACCUGAACUGUGAGUGGAACCGCCGGCGCCUACACAACUGCAGAACCGGCGCCUACAGAACUGCAGAACCGCACACUACACUACACACUCAAACACACAGCACUACACUACAGAAGUCUGACUAG